Messenger RNA from Ambispora leptoticha, 1554 nucleotides. Lineage: Eukaryota; Fungi; Glomeromycota; Glomeromycetes; Archaeosporales; Ambisporaceae. The record is from the annotation of a GenBank genome assembly.
AUGGCUGAACCGAAGGAUUCUACAAAAUUGCUUCAAAAAAUCCUGGAAUCCAUCGAAUCCCUGAAACAAGACCAAGUUACCUUGGCCACUAAGGUUGCUGAAUAUCAAGAGCAAAAUGAGGAAGAGUUAAAGAAAUUGCAGCAGCGUUUAAUUCCAACCACGAGUGUCGCUACUAUUACAACACUUGUCGACCCCAAUAAUCAAGGUAAAGUUAGUACAACUUUUACUUCCGAAGCUAAUACCCACAAACAAUCAGAGCCUACUUCUCCAACCGAUAUUCAACAUAAAUCACAUUAUGCUGAUCGCGUAAUAUUGACAACAUAUCCCGGACAAUUUGGAAUAAAGCCAAUUCCUCUUAAUUGGGCUGAACUGGAUCCUAAUCGUCGUGGACCAGUCCUCGCAUCACGUCAUCCAACCAGCAUAAAAGUGCGUAAUGCGAUUGGAGCAUAUGGUGGCUCUUAUUGCGUAUAUCGUGCAUUGGCUGUUGCGAUGGGUGCUCUUGAUCCAAAUCAUCGACCUGAUUUUAAAAACACAGAACCUACUGUCACAAUAGGACCACAUCCUCAAUGGGGCGAUCCUUCUAAAAUUAUCUCUUUCGAUCCUUUUGGUCAUCUUACCACUUCUCUUUUCUCUAAACACCUAGAGGAAGGAUUGGAUAUUCGUCCAACUAUCGCCAUCACUAAAGCUCAUAUGCAAUUAGCAGAAAUUGAAAAAUCUGUCGGGGAAGGUCGAUUAAAGGUUGAUGGAAAAAUUGUGUUGAAUAAUAAAGGAGAAUUAAAUGUUCUCAAAGCAGCUGUUGAGCCUGUAUGGUAUUUACCCGGAGUUGCCUCUCGAUUCGGAAUUGAUGAAGGAGUACUUCGUCGUGCUUUGUUCGAAGAUACUGGUGGCAUGUAUCCUGAAUUAAUCACGCGCCCAGAUCUCAAAGUAUUUUUACCGCCUAUCGGAGGAUUCACUGUUUAUAUCUUUGGAAACCAUGAAUUCAUUUCUGAUCCAAAUAAAAGACUUACCGUACGCGUGCAUGAUGAAUGUAAUGGUUCUGAUGUGUUCGGCUCAGAUAUUUGCACUUGUCGACCUUACUUAAUAUUUGGUAUGGAAGAAUGUGUUAAAGAGGCUCAAAAUGGUGGUGCAGGCGUUGUCGUUUAUUUCAGAAAAGAGGGCCGUGCUCUUGGUGAAGUGACAAAAUACUUGGUAUAUAAUGCACGCAAGCGUUCUUCCGGAGGCGAUACGGCAGACAACUAUUUCUUGCGUACAGAAAAUGUGGCUGGGGUUAAAGAUGUGCGAUUCCAAGCAUUGAUGCCAGAUGUUUUACAUUGGCUCGGUAUCACCAAGAUUGACAGGAUGAUGUCAAUGUCAAACAUGAAACACGAUGCCAUUGUAAAAUCUGGUAUUCCUAUUCUCGAGCGUGUACCCAUUCCCGAUGAACUCAUUCCGCCUGAUUCGCGCGUCGAGAUUGAUGCCAAAAUUGCGGAUGGCUAUUUUAGCACUGGAAAAGUUCCCACCAAAGAGGAAUUGUCGCAAGUUCGCGGAAGAGGAUGGGAUGAUAUUCAACACUAG